GUUUGGUUUCAAAAUAGGCGAGCAAAGUGGAGGCGACAGGAGAAGCAGGAGGCAGUAAUGCAUUCGAGAAAUCUGCAAAAGGUAUUUCCUUUUGCCAAGCGAGACGCCGACCCACCUUUAUCGGCCGGUUUCUUGUUCUACCCAAUUCCCGGUCUUCGAAUGACGGGAAAGGAGACGGCCGAAGAUGCACCACCUCCUACACUGGAGGAGACCCGUGAUGACGAGUCGCUUAGUUGGAAUCUUGAAGCAGCGAAUCUGCAGAGUCAAGUGAAUCUGGCACCGGAUACCUUCGAAGUUCGGUGUGAAUUUGACAAUUGUACCUGCAAACGAAGAUGUCUGCUCCGAUAG
Molecule: messenger RNA, 348 nt
Organism: Protopolystoma xenopodis
Lineage: Eukaryota; Metazoa; Platyhelminthes; Monogenea; Polystomatidea; Polystomatidae
Source: the annotation of a GenBank genome assembly